Condylura cristata (star-nosed mole) is the source of this 480-nucleotide messenger RNA. Its product is annotated as glycine N-acyltransferase-like. Gene Ontology annotation, cellular component: mitochondrion. Gene Ontology annotation, molecular function: glycine N-acyltransferase activity. The record is from RefSeq and is a predicted model, not a curated record. Bases 1 to 480 code for a protein of 159 amino acids. NCBI's taxonomy places the organism in Eukaryota, Metazoa, Chordata, Mammalia, Eulipotyphla, Talpidae. The transcript has 5 exons.
AUGUUCCCGUUGCAAGGCGCCCAGAUGCUGCAGAUGCUGGAGAAGUCCCUGAGCAGGAGCCUCCCCGAGUCCUUGAAGGUCUACGGGACCAUCUUCCACAUGAACCAGGGAAACCCCUUCAACCUCCAGGCCCUGGUGGACACGUGGCCUGACUUCAGCACCGUGGUCGUCCGCCCCCAGCAGCAGGAGAUGACGGACGACCUGGAUCACUACACCAACACCUACCAAGUCUUCUCCAAGGACGUCAGGAAGUGCCAGGAAGUCCUGGCCUCCCCGGAAGUCAUCAACUGGAAGCAACACCUGCAGAUCCAAAGUACACAGUCCAGCCUGAACCAGGUGAUCCAAAGUCUUGCAGCUGCUAAAUCCCUGCAAGUCCAGCACUCCCAGAACAUCCUCUUUAUGUGGGCAGAGACUGUAAGGAAGCUGCAAUGGGGUCUCGUCAGUGUGGAGAUCCUCCUCCUCCUGAGAGCUGCCUUGUAG